Molecule: messenger RNA, 1024 nt
Organism: Centropristis striata (black sea bass)
Lineage: Eukaryota; Metazoa; Chordata; Actinopteri; Perciformes; Serranidae
Gene: snrpb
Product: small nuclear ribonucleoprotein polypeptides B and B1
Exons: 7
Coding region: 155-871 (238 amino acids)
Biological process (GO): mRNA splicing, via spliceosome
Cellular component (GO): U4/U6 x U5 tri-snRNP complex; U2 snRNP; U5 snRNP
Molecular function (GO): RNA binding
Source: RefSeq, a predicted model, not a curated record
UGUUUCUCUGUUCUUUGUCCGGGCAGGAACAGUUCCGCUGCAGCACGUCAUUUCCGGUGAAUCGGUGAUAAAGAAGCCCAGCGGAGCUCCGCGGGUCAAUUUUUUGGGUUUGUUCGGUGAAUCCGGUCGGAUCGGAGCCAUCAGAACCGCAGACAUGACGGUUGGAAAGAGCAGCAAGAUGCUGCAGCACAUCGACUUCAGGAUGAGAUGCAUCCUGCAGGAUGGACGCAUCUUCAUCGGCACCUUCAAGGCCUUUGACAAGCACAUGAACCUGAUUCUGUGUGACUGUGACGAAUUCAGGAAGAUCAAGCCGAAGAACUCGAAGCAGCCGGAGCGUGAGGAGAAGAGGGUCCUGGGUCUUGUCCUGCUGCGGGGGGAGAACCUGGUUUCUAUGACAGUGGAGGGCCCGCCCCCUAAAGACACGGGUAUUGCUCGCGUGCCGCUGGCGGGCGUGGCCGGUGGCCCUGGUGUUGGCCGGGCGGCGGGGCGUGGCGUCCCUGCAGGAGCGCCGAUGCCUCAGGCACCAGCUGGGCUGGCAGGGCCGGUCCGAGGGGUGGGCGGGCCAUCGCAGCAGGUGAUGACCCCGCAGGGCAGAGGGACUGUUGCCGCUGCCGCUGCCGGAGCCAGCAUCGCCGGUGCUCCCACACAGUACCCACCUGGACGAGGAGCCCCGCCCCCAAUGGGCAGAGGAGCCCCGCCCCCAGGUAUGAUGGGCCCGCCCCCCGGCAUGCGGCCCCCGAUGGGUCCUCCGAUGGGGAUGCCUCCAGGCCGCGGUGCUCCGAUGGGCAUGCCGCCACCAGGCAUGAGGCCGCCGCCCCCUGGCAUGAGAGGACCGCCCCCUCCCGGAAUGAGACCGCCCCCCCGGCCCUGAGGAAGCCCUGCCCCCCUCAGACUCACCUGCUGUAUAGAGUUUUUUAUUUCCAGUUUUGUUUUUUAAUAAAGUUUUUUUUUUUCCCCUUAGGGUGCUUUGAUUUCUGCCGUCUGUUUCCAUGGUAACCACUUUAAUAAAAGUCUGGAGAAUCAG